Messenger RNA from Marasmius oreades (fairy-ring Marasmius), 2973 nucleotides. RefSeq lists its product as uncharacterized. Gene Ontology annotation, biological process: trehalose biosynthetic process. Gene Ontology annotation, molecular function: catalytic activity. The record is from RefSeq and is a predicted model, not a curated record. NCBI's taxonomy places the organism in Eukaryota, Fungi, Basidiomycota, Agaricomycetes, Agaricales, Marasmiaceae. The coding region runs from base 95 to 2779 and encodes 894 amino acids. Gene Ontology annotation, cellular component: alpha,alpha-trehalose-phosphate synthase complex (UDP-forming); cytosol. The transcript is spliced from 13 exons.
UGCACCUUUGAAGCAUACCGCGUCAGCCUCCUUAUAUAUCUUCCCUAUCCUCCUCAUCUUUCCCCCCCGAGUUCUUCCCUUUAUUCGUUACUCGAUGGAUAGCUUCACAGAACCCUACAUUCGCCCAGCUGGAGUAGCACUCAACGAUAUACGAGAUCAAGUUCGUGCUUUAGAAGAAGACCAUCGGGAAAAGGGAAUCGAGUUGUCUGGAAGGAUCAUCCAUAUCUGUCAUUCCCUACCAAUAACGGCUACUCUUAACAACAAAGCAGGUGUGAUAAGCCCUCCAGCGACUCCUCCCUCGAGGACAACCGAUGUGCCCCCAAGUCCAUCAACAGAAAAAGUACAAGAAUUUCCCCAAAGCGUCGAGCAACCAUCGAUACCUUCUGCGUGGACUCUGACACCCCGAUAUGGCCAUGCAGCAAUGAUCUCCGGCAUUCGUUCACUUUCUACUACGCACGAACAAUUGAUUGUCGGUUGGACCGGUGACAUCCACUCCCCAACUCCUGGAGAACGAGUACCCGAGCACAUCAUAUCUGACUCUGACAAGGCGGCUCUUGACGAGGCAUUACAAACGUAUCAACCAAAGGAGAGUGAUCCUGACGAUGAUAAGAAGACACUUUACGUGCCUGUUUGGAUGGAGCACAAGGUCGCUCAUGGACAUUACGAUGGUUACUGCAAGCAAAUCCUCUGGCCCCUCUUUCACUAUUUACUUUGGCAAGAUGUCGCUACGGAAUAUGCCUCGGCCGAUUCGCAUUAUCCAUUCUAUGAGGCUGCAAAUGCGGCCUUUGCACGUCGCGUAGCUGAAGUCUACCGCCCUGGAGAUCUCAUUUGGGUACACGACUAUCACCUUUUGCUUGUUCCAAAAUUGGUUAGAGAAGUUAUCCCCGAAGCGGUCCUCGGUCUCUUCGUACAUACACCAUUCCCCAGUAGCGAAGUUUUCAGAUGUCUUCCUCGGAGAAAGGAAAUCUUAGACGGUAUGCUUGGCGCAAAUCUCGUCUGUUUCCAGACAUAUUCCUACUCUCGUCAUUUCAUGUCAACCUGCAUUCGAGUUUGUGGAUACGAGGCUAAUUCACGUGGAAUCGAUGUCGAGGGCCAUGUAACCGCAGUGGCGCACUGUCCGGUAGGUAUCGAUGCUGAACGUGUUGCUCGCGACGUGCUCCGGCCCGGUAUUCAACCUAAACUCGAGUCUCUUCGGACAUUGUAUGAAGGCAAGAAGAUUAUCGUAGGUCGCGAUAAGCUCGAUGUUGUCAAAGGUGUUCUACAGAAGCUGCGUGCCUUUGAGAGAUUGCUACAGGAUUAUCCUGAAUGGAUUGGGAGGGUCGUCAUGAUCCAAGUCACGUCACCUGCAUUAACAGACUCGCCUAAACUGGAAAGGCAAGUCACCGAGAUGGUCGCGCACAUUAAUGGAGAGUACGGCAGCUUGGAUUUCAUUCCCUGCCAUCAUUACCACCAGACUCUCAAAAAGGAUGAAUUUUACGCGCUUCUGUCAGUCGCAGACCUUGCCGUUAUCACUCCAUUACGAGAUGGAAUGAACACGACCUCCAUGGAGUUUGUUAUCGCGCAACAGCAGACGAAGAAGAGCCCGAGUGUUCUUAGCGAAUUCAUGGGUAUCAGCAAGAAUAUGGAUCAGGCAUUGCAAGUCAAUCCAUGGGAUCUUGGUGACGUCGCCGCCGCUAUGAAUUGUGGACUUCUGAUGUCAGAGGACGAGAAGCUAUCAAGACACGAAAAGCUUCUCGAGGUCGUCACCACCCAGACAUCUCAUUCCUGGGCGACAAUGCUGGUCAAGUUACUCCUUACUCAGAUAAAUUCACAAAACACAGCACGUCAAACACCUUAUAUUCCCAAAUCGCUCCUUCAGGACAAGUACAAGUCUGCGAAAAAAAGAUUGUUUUUAUUCGAUUACGAUGGUACACUCGCACCUAUUGUCAAAGUUCCGAGCAUGGCCACUCCCUCGGAACAAACAUUACUUGCACUCAAACGGCUCUGUGGCGAUAAGAAGAACUUGGUGUAUAUAAUUUCUGGCAGGGACGGAGAGUUUUUGGAGCAACAUCUUGGACAUAUCGACAAGUUAGGCUUCUCAGCGGAGCAUGGGGGAUUCAUACGGGAACCUGGUCAAAAGAAAUGGACCAACUUUACAGAAGCCCUGGACAUGAGCUGGAUGUCGGAAGUCCACGAAGUGUUCAGGUAUUACACUGAGCGGACCACCGGGAGUCACAUCGAAGUCAAGAAGAGUUCAAUAACAUGGCACUACAGGUCCGCGGAUCCCGAGUGGGGGCAAUUUCAAUGCAGACAAUGCCAGGAUUUGCUGGAGAACAACUUGGCUCACAAGCGUCCAAUAGAGGUCCUUGUUGGGAAGAAGAACCUUGAAGUGCGGCCUCUAGCCGUCAACAAGGGCGAAAUUGUCAAGCGUAUAUCGUAUCUGAACCCAGACGCGGAAUUUAUAUUCUGUGCUGGUGACGAUAAAACUGACGAAGACAUGUUCCGUGCACUUAUUUUGUUCCCUGGCUCGAAUAGCGGCAAUGCGAAAGCCAAGUUGGAAGCGCCCUUGUCGGUCAAGCUUGUGGAUAAUGUAUCUGGAGAUCCAGCUCCAGUCGAGUUGGACGUCCGCCCUGACGCCGUAUUUACGACUGCAGUUGGCCACAGUAGCAAGAGAACCUUGGCGAGCUGGCAUGUUACCACACCACAAGAGGUCGUUGAUCAUAUGUUAGAGAUGAUUGAAUUCGAGAGCGGGACAGUUACUCCUGUGAGUAGUGAACUUGGGGGGAAGAGUCAUCUAUAGAGUUAUUUCCUUUGGCCCCCUUGUGAUGGAAGUUAUUUCUUCUCUAUGUAUAAUCUCGAUUUGUUAGGCCGCCUAGACACGAAUGGUUACGAAUCCCAAGUUAUGGUUACCUUUCUCCUCUCACGACUGUUUCAUUAAAGUUACACGUUCUGGGAUAAUGACAUGUAAUCGAAUAUGGAUAUGUCAAUGACUGC